Triplophysa rosa is the source of this 999-nucleotide messenger RNA. It is a transcript of the gene emg1, whose product is annotated as EMG1 N1-specific pseudouridine methyltransferase. Lineage: Eukaryota; Metazoa; Chordata; Actinopteri; Cypriniformes; Nemacheilidae. Gene Ontology annotation, cellular component: nucleolus; small-subunit processome. Gene Ontology annotation, molecular function: rRNA (pseudouridine) methyltransferase activity; rRNA binding. Gene Ontology annotation, biological process: rRNA base methylation. The coding region runs from base 11 to 727 and encodes 238 amino acids. The transcript is spliced from 5 exons. The record is from RefSeq and is a predicted model, not a curated record.
CUGUGUCAACAUGGCUGCACGCGCUGGAGAUAAGCGUGGUCUGGAGCAUUUAGACGAAUAUGAACCAAAACCAGUAAAACAGCAACGAAGUUUGCACGAUAAAAUGACUGAAAAGCGGCUUGUUGUUGUUUUAGAAGGAGCGACGCUUGAAACAGUCAAGGUUGGAAAAACAUUCGAGUUGCUGAAUUGUGAUCAGCAUAAGAGUAUGAUAAUAAAGAAUGGCAGAGACCCCGGAAAGAUUCGCCCUGAUAUCACACAUCAGUGCUUGUUGAUGCUUCUGGACAGUCCUUUGAAUAGAGCAGGACUGCUACAGGUGUACAUUCACACAGAGAAGAAUGUUUUGAUCGAAAUCAACCCACAGACAAGAAUUCCUCGCACGUUUCCACGGUUCUGUGGACUCAUGGUCCAGCUCCUGCACAAGCUGAGUGUGAGAGCAGCAGAUGGUCCACAGCGUUUGUUAAGACUGAUUAAAAAUCCAGUAUCGGACCACCUGCCACCUGGAUGUCCCAGAUAUGCUUCAUCAUUCAAAGCAGGAGAUGCUGUGUGUCCCAGAACUAUUGUCCCUAACGACGGACCAGCUGCUGUUGUCAUUGGAGCAUUUGCACAUGGAACAGUGAAUGUUGACUACACAGAAAAGACAGUGUCCAUAAGUAACUAUCCAUUGUCUGCGGCACUAACAUGUGCCAAAAUGUGUUCUGCGUUUGAGGAGGUCUGGGGAGUGUUAUGAUGAAACGAAACUGUUAGGAACAGUCAUUUUUCUGUCAGGCCUUUGGACUGAAGGUGUGCUUGCAUAUGCAUUUUGAUCCAUCUGUACAAAAAAUAUUUUCAGAUUUCACAACAGAAUAACAUGUCUUAUGUGUUACCAUUUUCAUUUGUACUGAACCAAACAACAGAAUGUUAUAUUUACUUUUGUAUUUUUUACAAAUUAAUACAUUUAAGGUUAUAAGGUUUUCUGUUUGGUGUGUACAAACUCUUUCUUGUGCCAAUAAACUUAUAUCA